AAGAAGAAGAACCAGGAUUCGGGAUCAGGAAAGGAAAAGCAGUUGUUGACGGCUGGACGAGGAAUAUAAGCAAACACCAAAAUAAACAGAGCUCUACACCUGAGGCAGACAUGUCUUACGACAAAGCAGAGAGCUACCGCCCCGUCCCCCGGGACUUCAACACCCUCAUCCAGACAUGCAGCUCCAACAUCCAGAAGAUCACACAGAACACUGCUCAGAUCAAGAGCAUCGUGAGCCAGCUGGGGACGAGUCAGGACUCCAGUCAGCUGCAGGACCGACUGCAGCAGAUACAGCAUUACACCAACCAGCUGGCCAAAGAAACCAACAAGCACCUGAAAGAGUUGGGGUCCAUCCCUCUGCCCAUCUCUCCCUCAGAGCAGAGGCAGCAGAAGAUCCAGAGGGACCGGCUGAUGAACGACUUCUCAGCGGCUCUCAACAACUUCCAGGCGGUGCAGCGCAGCGCGGCGGAGAAGGAGAAGGAGUCUGUGGCUCGGGCCAGAGCCGGGUCCCGCCUGUCGGCUGAAGACACUUCUCGGGAUGAGAGGCUCGUUUCCUUUGAUAACCAGGAGGACUGGGGUCAGAUGACCACCCAGACAGAGGAGGCGCCUAUUACAGAAGAGGACCUGGAGCUCAUCAAGGAUAGAGAAACCAACAUCAGACAGCUGGAGUCGGACAUUUUGGAUGUAAACCAGAUCUUUAAGGACCUGGCAGUGAUGAUCCACGAUCAGGGAGAGAUGAUUGAUAGCAUCGAGGCGAAUGUGGAGAAUGCUGAAGUUCAUGUGGAGCGAGGAACAGAGCAGCUGCAGAGAGCCGCCUACUACCAGCAAAAGUCCCGGAAGAGGAUGUGUAUCAUUGCCAUGGUUUGCUCCAUAGUGCUCGUCAUACUUGCCAUCAUUAUCUGGCAAGCUGCUAAGUGAGUUGAUUCUGCACAACCGAUGUGUCACUUCUGUGUUUUACUCUGCCCCUCCCACUUGCAAGUCCCUGCUCGGCAUCAUGAGAAUAGGAAGAGGCUGAGAACAUCACCGAGGAUUAGGUCUGUGCAGAUGGAUGGUCCAAAGCAUCUGAACUGAUCACGCCUGUUUUUAUAAAAUGUUAUAACGAAAAAACCUCCUAUUUAAACUGACAUAAAGGACUGAGGUGAUGAAGGGGAGCGAUCAUUCAUUUCUUAUUUACUGCACUAACAUUAGCUCUCACUGUAUUUAAAAAAAAAAAAAAAAAAAAGUAUCUUAUUGUCAAUGAAAGGAGAAAGGAAACACACAACUUGUUAAAGUGGAUUCAUGUGUUGUUUUAAGGGGUGUAACUUUGUUUCUUAUGAUGUAAAGUGUGUGAGUGCCUGGCAUCCCCUGUAGCAUUACACGGGACCUGUAUGACUCCUGGUGGUGACGUCUGUAAUAUACAUGUUGUAAAGCUCUAACAGAUGACCAAUAUCAAUCUAAUCCAUGUCUGUAAAUACUACAAAGUGCUGCAUUAUAUUCUGCUAAGUACACUAUGGAUCAUAAAUAAUGACAGUAUCUCAACAAUGAAAGUCACGUCUUCAAACAACACAUUUUUAGAUUGAUUUCGAUGACUCUUGACAGUAUGCAUAAUAAAUGUCUUAAACACGU
This is a messenger RNA of Trematomus bernacchii (emerald rockcod), 1604 nucleotides long. It is a transcript of the gene stx12, whose product is annotated as syntaxin 12. The transcript is spliced from 10 exons. Gene Ontology annotation, biological process: intracellular protein transport; vesicle fusion; vesicle-mediated transport. Gene Ontology annotation, molecular function: SNAP receptor activity; SNARE binding. Bases 111 to 917 code for a protein of 268 amino acids. Gene Ontology annotation, cellular component: endomembrane system; SNARE complex; postsynaptic recycling endosome. The record is from RefSeq and is a predicted model, not a curated record. Lineage: Eukaryota; Metazoa; Chordata; Actinopteri; Perciformes; Nototheniidae.